AUGAUUCCGCUGCUAAUCACCGAGGACGCCCUCUACCACGCGAGGUCGUUCGCUGGAGUCGCCAUUGCAUUGCACAUUGUAGCGUUUCUGACGUUUGCGGGGAGGAUGUGGACAAGGUCGUUUCCGGUGUUUAGGAUGGCGAUAGAUGAUUAUGUUAUGAUGCUGUCAUAUGCUUUCGUCAUCGUAGACUCGACACUCCUCCUCAAAUGCGUUCCCUUCGUCUUUGGCCGCGACCCGUCGACCUUCACGCUCGCCGAUGGCGAACGCUCCAACAUGUACGCCAUCAUCUCGCAACCCUUCUGGGCGUGGUCCAUGUGCUUCCUCAAGGUGUCCAUCGCACUCAUGCUCCUGCGCCUUGAAACCGCCACCAAGAUGCGCCGCUUCCUCUGGGCAAACAUUGCCUUCCAAAUCCUCCUGGGCUUCUACAACAUGAUCACCCAGCUCCUGCAAUGUAUCCCCCUGCGUGCGGCCUGGGAUCUGCUCAAGCUUACCCAGAACGCGAGAUGCUGGAGCGUCGAUGCCGUCCGUAUCAACGGCGUCGUCGUCUCCUCCAUCAACGUGGCGACGGAUAUCCUCUUCUCCCUCCUGCCCAUCAACUUCCUGCGCAAAGUUCAGCGACCGCUCCGCGAGCGUGUCAUCAUAGGGGUCCUCAUGGCGUUGGGUAUGUUCGCUGGUGGUGCCUCCAUGGUCAAGCUCGUUGCCGGCGCCCGGUUCGGCCGCACCGACGAUCCCACGGCCGAGAGUAUCCGGAUCGGUAUGUGGUCCGUCAUCGAGGGCCUCGUGGGUAUCAUCGCAGCCAAUGUACCCUGCCUGCGGUCGCCUUUCCAGCGUUGUCUGGCCUACUUUGGCCUCGUUUCGACGCACGGCAAGACGGCCUAUGGACGUGGCUAUGGAGAAAUGUACGACGAGUCGUCGCGGAAAAAGUCGACGAUGCACAACCGGACCAAGAAGUCGGAGCUGGGCGGGAGUGCUAGCUCGGCGAGCGCAAUGGGUAUCAGGAUGCAUAGCAUGCGUUCGCCACGGAGCCCGGAUACGCAGAGCGAGGAGAACAUUCUCCCCGCCGAUGGAGGGAAGCAUGAAAUCUGGUGUACGACCGAGGUGUAUUUGCGGGCAGAUGAUAGGAACACGUCGAAAAUGAAGGACAUGGAGAAGGGGGGUUAG
This is a messenger RNA of Westerdykella ornata, 1161 nucleotides long. RefSeq lists its product as uncharacterized. NCBI's taxonomy places the organism in Eukaryota, Fungi, Ascomycota, Dothideomycetes, Pleosporales, Sporormiaceae. The coding region runs from base 1 to 1161 and encodes 386 amino acids. The record is from RefSeq and is a predicted model, not a curated record. The transcript is spliced from 2 exons.